GUCAAACUUUGUGCAGAGAGUUCCUCUCAACCUGCAAUGGUUUCGCUGUGGUCGCCAUGGCCCAGCAAUCUGAUUGCAAUGAAGGCCGUGGGUGGCUCCCCGGGCGGGUUGAAGGCAGCGAUUCCUCCGAAGAUCUUUCGGCCCAGCCGCUACCAGGGCGCCUUGCUGCUGCCGUCCGGCGAGAUCCACCUGGAGUCGAGUAUGGAGCGGCACAAGCUGGUCGAAGAGUUCGGUCUCAAGCCGCGUGACAUCGCUGCCUUGGUGUCUAAGACACGACGAGGCUUCGACCUCAACGUGCGCCGUGGCGGCACGGUGCUGUCCCUGGGCCGUGACGGCCCGGCAGUGGUCGUGGCCAAUGCCACAGCGUUGAUCCUCCCGCGGGGCACGGAGAUCCAAACGAUCGGCCACCGGAUCCAGCAGAAAUACGCGGAGCUGGUGGAUUUUUCGCUUCCCGCAGCAGGAGUUGCUCGAGAAUCUGUACCCUUUGCAUUGGCCGUCACUGAGGCCCUUUUAGCACUUUACUUGGACAAGAUCACCAAUCUGUUGCAGCCUGCUGUCGCCAAAGCCAACGUGCUUCUACGUGAGUAUGUGGGGACUGUACAGCAAGAGAUCUCUACCUUCCAGUUGGAGAAGCUUCGGCGCACCAAGCAGCGGCUGGAUGCCGUUCAGUCGCAGGCGGCGAACCUUCGACAAACCCUCUUCGAAGCAUUAGGUGAUGAGGAGGACUUGUCUCAACUCUCCAGCGCUGUUGGAGCGACCAAGGAGGAGUGGGAACUCUGCUUUGAGUAUUACUCCCAGGGCGCAGAAGAGGUUGAGGCAGAGGCCACGGCGCACUCAGAGUCGAUGGACGACUUGGAGACCUUCAUCGAGCUCCGCUUGAGCUCGCGAAGGUUGGAGCUGGAGAAAUCCCAGCUAAACCUAGAGUUGUUGGGCGUGGGCAUGAACUGCGCGGCGGUGAUCUCCGGAAUCAUGGGCAUGAAUAUUGAGAGCGGCCUUGAGACUCGGCGACCGGCCUUCUUUUACAAAUUUACGCUGCUCCUUCUCCUGGGCUCGGCUCUGGUGUCCGUGGUGCUCAAGACGCUGGUGUCCCGACGCUUGAGCCGACAGGCGAACUCCCUGCUCCCGAGCUCCUCCUGGCGGUCGCGCCGCGGCCGCGAGGCGCUCCCGGAGACCGGAGGUCCGCUCAGUGGCAAAGCCUGAUGCCACCAGUUUUGACAGUCCGUGAUAUUGAUUUGACCAUGAUUUGACCAUGGAUGCAGGUUGCC
Durusdinium trenchii is the source of this 1265-nucleotide messenger RNA. Lineage: Eukaryota; Dinophyceae; Suessiales; Symbiodiniaceae. The record is from the annotation of a GenBank genome assembly.